CAACUGUCAACAAUGUUGACUUUGUCAAAAAAAGUAAGGUUACCAAAAAAAAUAUCAAAAAAAAAUUCCUAGUUUUUACUCAAUUUAACGUUUAAUAAUUAUGUUUUCGUUUCAAAACCAGAAUUGGGCAUUCGCCACGCUCACUCAAAUCAGAUCUAAAACCCCUUCGAUAGUUUUUCUUCGUAACAAGAAAGUCCAUAAGUCCAAGCAGCAGCCGCAGAACCUGUUAAUUUGCCCGGAGAGUUUCGCAGAAACCCUCAAAAACUGUGAUUAUGAUUUUGCUCGCAACUUACAUUUGAAUUUACUUCACAAAAACAAAAGUGACGUCUCCUACAUAUCAAAUGAAUCGUUUUUCGAAAACAAACAAGAAUUUAUGAAAAUUCCAAAUAAAAAUAGGAUAAAUCUUCAGAAACUCAUUCCAAGGUUGUAUGACAAUAAGUUCGCUAUAAACAUUCAAAUAAGACAUUUCAAGACUGAUCGGAAUAUACAAGCAGAACUAGUACGCAAUCCCACGUUAAUAAAUCGAUUAAAAAUCAAUCUGCACGAUGCGAAACUUCCGCCCAAUAAUGGAGAUCAACUAAAGAAGAUGUUACUUGAAGAUAUCCACUUAACUGACAAUGAAAAGCAACGAAUGAAAAUUGCUUUUGCCGAAGGAUACUUAUUAGGCAAUACUGGAGGUGGUAAAGGUAAUAGCAAUAAGGCUUCAAGAUACCUCAGACUUGUCCAGCAUGUAUUGACCAUAGCUUUUUUUUUUGCUAUUGUUGCUACCCUAAUGGCAGGCGCUAGUGGAUCGGUUUUCAGGAUUCAGCUAGGAAAUCAAGUGGAAGUGGACUCCGAGGAAAUCCAUGUUACUUUUGAUGACGUUAAAGGAGUAGAUGAAGCCAAACAAGAACUUAAAGAUGUUGUGGAGUUUUUGAAAAAUCCUGACAAAUUUUCAAUUUUGGGGGGCAAAUUACCUAAAGGCGUGUUAUUGGUAGGCCCUCCCGGCACUGGAAAAACCCUGUUGGCCAGAGCAGUUGCAGGUGAGGCUGAAGUUCCAUUUUUUCAUGCAGCUGGACCGGAGUUUGACGAAGUUUUGGUAGGACAAGGAGCCAGACGCGUCAGGGACCUAUUUAAGGCUGCUAAGGAACGCGCUCCUUGCGUGAUCUUCAUCGACGAGAUCGACUCUGUGGGUUCCAAAAGAACCAACAGCGUCCUGCAUCCUUACGCUAAUCAAACAAUCAAUCAACUAUUGAGCGAAAUGGACGGGUUUCAUCAAAAUGAAGGCGUCAUAGUUUUGGGAGCCACAAACCGCAGAGAAGAUUUGGACCAGGCCCUUCUGCGACCAGGCCGAUUUGAUGUUGAGGUUACUGUGCCGACACCGGAUUAUACGGGGCGCAAAGAUAUAUUGGGCUUGUAUUUGAGCAAAAUACUGGCCAGAGGUGUAGAUUUGGAGCUGUUGGCCCGUGGUACGACAGGCUUUACAGGGGCUGAUUUGGAAAAUAUGGUUAAUCAAGCAGCAUUGAAAGCUGCAAUAGAUGGUGCUGAUAGUGUCACGAUGAAAUACUUGGAAUCUGCUCGGGACAAAGUUCUCAUGGGCCCAGAAGGAAAAUCUCGCAUCCCCGAUGAGGAAACCAACCUAAUUACAGCCUACCACGAGGGUGGUCACGCAAUUGUAGCCUUCAACACCAAAGACAGCCACCCCUUACACAAAGUCACCAUUAUCCCACGCGGACCGAGUUUGGGCCACACCGCUUACAUACCAGAAAAGGAACGUUAUCACGUGACCAAAUCUCAAUUGCAGGCAAUGAUGGACACUAUGAUGGGCGGCAGGGCCGCUGAAGAGUUGAUUUUUGGACCGGAAAAAAUCACUUCUGGUGCCAGUUCUGAUUUGCAACAGGCUACGUCGAUCGCAACGCACAUGGUCAAAGAUUGGGGCAUGUCUGAGAAAUUAGGUCUGAGAACCAUAUCGGAAAACCCGAAGAGUUUUUAUCCGGAACAAUUAGGACCGUCGACAUCGGAAACUAUCGACAACGAAAUCAAGAGGAUUUUAAAGGAAAGUUACGACAGGGCCAAACAAAUCCUGAUAUCUCACGCAAAAGAGCACAAAGCCCUGGCGGAGGCUCUGAUGAAGUACGAAACGUUGGACGCUGAAGAUAUCAAGGUGAUUAUGGCAAAUAAAACGUCAGAUAAGUCGUAACCAGAUUUGUUGACUUUAAACGUAGUAGAAAACUCCCUUUUAUUGGUAAUCGGUUAAAUGUUUAUUAUUAAUUAGAUUUUCAAAACCUGUAAAUACCUGUUUGAUUAAUUAAAAUUUUGAUUUUUUUAAUAAAAACAAGACUCAUGUU
Messenger RNA from Ceutorhynchus assimilis (cabbage seed weevil), 2327 nucleotides. The record is from the annotation of a GenBank genome assembly. NCBI's taxonomy places the organism in Eukaryota, Metazoa, Arthropoda, Insecta, Coleoptera, Curculionidae.